AUAUACUUUAACUUUACAAAGAAUUUAUGCUAAAUACAAGCUGUACACUAGAAGUCCAGACACAGAUUCAGAAUGGGACUUCUUAGUGUGCUGCCGGUCCUUAUAUUCACCGGCUUCAUAGCAUCCUACUGUGAUGCAAGCAAGCCAAACAUCGUUUUUAUACUGGCUGAUGAUCUGGGAUGGAACGACGUCAGUUUUCACGGCUCGGAUCAAAUUUUGACACCAAACAUUGACUCGUUGGCGUAUUCCGGAGUGGCAUUCGGGAGGUACUACAGCCACGCGAUAUGUACUCCUUCACGAGCUGCACUCCUUACUGGAAAAUAUUCAUAUAAGACAGGAAUGCAAGGCAAUCCUCUGGGAAUGAGUGAAGAUCGGAGUAUUCCCACCAAUGUGAGGUUAUUACCACAAUAUUUCAAAGACGUCGGUUAUUCAACUCAUUUGGUUGGUAAAUGGCAUGCGGGCAGUUCCAGGCGAGAAUAUUUACCAACCAGUAGAGGGUUUGAUACUUAUAUUGGGCAUAGGGGUGGCUACAUAGAUUAUUAUGAAUACACUGUUACAGAAGUUUGGGAAGACGGUCCAGUUUCAGGACUAGCGUUGUUCAGGAAUCUUACUGCUGCUUGGGACGUUGAAGGUUACAUUACUGAUGUAUACACAGAGGAAGCUGUUAAAGUUAUUGAUGAUCACGAUUCAUCCAAUCCUCUAUUCCUGAUGGUUACCCACAACGCUCCUCAUGCUGGCGGUGAUACCGUUGUACUGCAGGCACCACCAGAAGUAGUCAGAGAGUUGAGGUACAUCGAGUCACCCGACAGAAGAAUGUAUGCUGCCAUGGUGAAGAAACUCGAUGAUAGCGUCGGCGAUAUCGUUAAAGCCUUACAAGAUAAAGGAAUUUUAGAAAACACGAUUAUUGUGUUCGCUGCCGACAAUGGAGGUAUGACGACUGGACUUUUCGCAAAUUAUGCUUCAAACUAUCCAUUGAGAGGAAUUAAAAUGUCACCAUACGAGGGUGGCGUGAGAGUUGUCGGGCUACUGUGGAGUGCAAACUUGAACAACACAAAUCAUUAUUGGGAUGGAUACAUGCACGUCACGGAUUGGCUACCAACUUUAUUAAGUGCUGCGGGCGUAGAACCACCUACAGACAUCGAUGGAGUUGACCAAUGGGAAAGUAUCAAUUCUAAUUCAGCGUCGCAAAGGAAAACGAUGGUCGAAAUCGAUGAUUACACAGGAUACGCAUCAAUAACGUAUGGAGACUAUAAAAUGAUAACUGGUGAACCCAUUCAAAGCCACAGUGAAUAUUUGGGCGGUGAUCUCAGAGGCCUCAUUGGCAGUCCGCCUUCAUAUAUCGAUACUAUUGCUGACAGCAAAGUAUUUGGUGCACUUCACUCAAUCGGUCGAACUUUCGAUAUGGACUUCUUGAGUUUGAGGAAUAAGACGAUAAUCAAUUGCGAUGCAUCUGCUACUUCUAUAUGUUAUCCUAGUAACGAUACGGUAUGUCUCUUCAAUAUAAUAGAGGAUCCAUGUGAAACAACAGAUCUGUCCUCAACUUACCCAGAAUUGGUUACAACCAUGCAAGCACUACUGGAUAUUGAAAUGUCAAAGAGGAUUCCUAGAAUUGCACCGGCUUCUAUCGACCGCAUGUCUGCGCCUAGUUUGCACAACUACACAUGGGAUACUUGGAUUAAUUAAGAUUUUGUUACAUAUGUAGUCGUAUUUGUCAUAUUUAAGCUAUUUAUUGUAAAUAGGUACAUCGUUUUGCAGUACGGUUUUUCGAUUUUCUUAAAGAUUAUAUUAAGCCAGUUGUUAAAAAUUAAAUUUUUAUGUAUGUAUGUGGCAACCGCACUGAUAUCUUAAUUUAUUAAUGAAUCAAU
Molecule: messenger RNA, 1865 nt
Organism: Spodoptera frugiperda (fall armyworm)
Lineage: Eukaryota; Metazoa; Arthropoda; Insecta; Lepidoptera; Noctuidae
Product: arylsulfatase J-like
Exons: 8
Coding region: 73-1683 (536 amino acids)
Source: RefSeq, a predicted model, not a curated record